GAAUACUAUAAUAAAUAUCUGAAGAAAUUGAAAAUAAUCGAUUGCUACAGUGUUUAUAAGGAUUAGAUAUCAAUCGUAUUAAAUGCUCGGUGGUUUUAAUAUAAAUAGAAUACUUCGAAAAACAAUGAACACAUUAGUCCUCGAUCGACUUUCCCCAUUCUUCCCCAAACCUUCGCAUGAACCAACAAACGUCUCAUUUUAUUGUAACAAAUAAUUCAUCCAAAAAUUCUUAAUUCCUUCGAAACGUAUAGUCAAACAAAGGAAUCCCUACAGUCGAAUCCUUUUGCAUCGAAAACUGUCCUCCACCACUGGCAAACCAGUUCCUAUCCCAGCAAACUGUCUGCCGCCUUCUUGGCAACAGGGGAACACUCACACACAAUACCUUUGUUCAUUAAUAAACGGUUUUCCACCGGUCGAACGUUAUCGUUGAGUCGCAAAGAGGAUUACCAGCGGCACUCUCCUCCGGCGGCUCCAAAAUACGACUGCCCGCCGCGUUAGGUGUAACAGCCAAGUUGCGAAACAGAAGGGGGAUCACUCGUUCAUGAAACAACUCGUGCGAACGUGCCACCAACGGAGCAGGAGGAGGAGGAGAAAUUAGAAGGUACGCGGCCAUUCGCUUUGCUUGGUCGUUCAGUGGCUGACAAUAGUCCAAAGAAGGACCACCUACUCUUUCAUCCUGAGGGAAGCGAAAGAAGACCCUGCUGGUCCCAUCAACAUCAAGGACUUUAGCGAAGAAGACUGCAAAGAGAGACACAAGAGCAACAAAGAGGUUUCCGAGUUACAAUAGCGAACAGAGGAAAGGAGGCUGCUGAUAAAGACUGUAUUGUUCGGCUCAUUAACACUGACGUGUUUUGCAUGAUUCGAUAGCUUCGAUAGCUUCAAGGACUUGAAGGAUUGCAGAUUAAGAUCGAAGACAUGCGAGCAUGGAUGUUCACGGAGUCAGCUUCGUUUAAUAACCGAUUUCGGUUGGACUUGCUUGUACGCUGAAAAGAGGAAGUGAAGCAAGAGAAGGGAAGUGAAAACGCUGGGUAACUGCUCCGACUUUUACUGACGCUGCCAGGAACGGGUUGCUCGGUAUAGAGAUGGAGGUGAAUGCUUUUGGGCAGAAAGAAUAAAGACAAGAAUGAUGAGAAUUGAAGAUUAAGGAGGGAUUUUGAUUGUAUGAUUGGAAGGAAGAUGUUGUUUGGUGAAUAUUGUUGAAGGUGGAAGAAUAUUGUAAGAUCAGGGAAGCUUUUUGAAAGACUUGAGGACAUUUGAGGAGAUCCGAGGAAUUCGCGAAGAGGGAAGGAAUUGUGAAUGUAUUGUUAAAGGGAAUUAUCAAGUAGUCUUUGAUUGUAUUUGAAAUUGGUAAAAUUGAAGUUGGAAUAUUUAAAAGGUAGAUGAUGCAGGCGCGAAGCUUGUAGAGAUUAAGGACAGAUUCAAGUGCGGUGGACCGCAUCUAAUAUUCCCAAAAUGGCACAACACCUUUCUCCAAACGAAGAAACGAACAGGUUGCCAAAAAUUUGGUACCAGAGGGUGCACAUUGGAAAGCAGCUCUCUCCGAGAUAAGUGCACGACUCUAUACAUCUGAAUCGCUGUCGUCCGUCGCGUAUUAACGGAUUAACCGGAAUAACGUCCAUCGACAGCUUGUUACCACCUUAUCGCGUCGCAUCCGCUCUAAUCCCAAGAUGAGUGCAUUUGUUUCUAGCAUUCCUGUUUCCUUACUGCUCAAAAGAAUCACUUUUAUAGACGAUCUGCUUGCGGAAUCCAUUCGCCGUAACUCCUGGAACCGAUAAGGCGUGGGAUUAGACGCGUCUUGACAGUGGCUUAACACUUUUCGCGUGGCAGCAUCAUGAUUGGGUGAAAUAGCACAGCGCGUUGAAGGGAUUCUAUAAAUUGAGAGGCCGUGGUGAAUGAGGAAGAGAGUUGUUCAGUGUUUAGCGUCAAGGAAGUCGCUUCUUGUUCGAUGCGAAGUGUAAUGAAGAAUGGAGAGAAAAGCCUACCAUCAGAGCAAAACGGCAACGUGGAGGUGUAUUCCGUAUCAAAGUUCCGCCAAGCACUGCCACAAUGUUUCGCAGUCUGCGCGAAGAAUCUCCUGAUGCUCACGUUCGGCUCCACACUAGGAUUCUCCACAAUUCUGAUCCCUGAGUUGAAAAAGGAGAACUCGGAAAUCCCCGUUACCAUGGAAGAGCUGACAUGGAUCAGUAGUUUGAAUCUCUUCUUGGUACCGAUUGGUUGCUUCGUUAGCGGGCCGGUGUCGCAGUAUCUCGGUCGAAAGAGGACAAUGAUGCUGAUCAACAUUCCAUUCAUAAUAGCGUGGAUCAUUUUCCAUUAUGCUACAAACGCUGCGAUGUUGUUCACUGCGUUGGCCUUGACAGGAUUGACUGGUGGCCUUCUGGAGGCACCUGUGAUGACCUACGUGGCCGAGGUGACGCAGCCUCACCUGCGUGGCAUGUUGUCUGCUACCUCGAGCAUGUCCGUCAUUUUAGGCAUCUUCACUCAAAUGUUAGGUGGAAAGUUGACCACUUGGAGAACUGUGGCCUUGAUUAAUAUAGUCUACCCUGUGAUUUGCUUCAUGGCUCUUUGCGUGGUCCCGGAGAGCCCACACUGGCUUGCUGCAAAAGGUAGAUUGAAGAAAGCUGAAGACGCUCUCUGCUGGCUCAGAGGGUGGGUAGGUCCGGCUGAAGUGAAAUCAGAGUUCGAUAUCGUCUGCCAGGAAGUUCACAAGCCAGCAGAGUCACGAGAAAAGAUCUGGCGCGAUUUUAGUAAAAGGACUUUUUACAUGCCUUUCCUGUUGGUCACCUGGGCAUUCUUUGUUGGGUCAUUCGGUGGCACAAUAACCAUGCAAACCUUUGCAGUGGUUGUUUUUGAAAGACUGAACGCACCCAUCGAGCAGUACACAGCUGCAGUGUUCCUUGGUCUGGCACAGUUUGUGGGUACUUUGAUCUGCGUGUUCGCUAUUCAUUUUACUGGAAAACGGAAACUGAAUUUCGUGUCUAUUGCUGGCACUGCCUUUUGCUUCUGUGGGGCAGGUAUCUAUGGAUACUUAAACGAUAGCCAUGUGAUUAAUGGAGGAAACUACAGCUGGCUGCCGACUACCUUGAUGAUUGGUGCAGCCUUCCUAUCCCAUACUGGGAUUCGGUUGUUACCUUGGGUCCUUGCUGGUGAGGUGUUCCCUGUGAAGGUACGGAGCAGCGGAACAGGGAUUGCUGGUUCGAUUGGUUACAUAUUCAACUCUAUAGCCAACAAGAUCUUCCUUUACAUGAUGGAUGGGAUGACCCUUGCUGGCACUUUCUUCUUCUAUGGACUGAUAAACAUUCUGGGUGGUGUUGUACUCUACUUCAUGCUGCCAGAAACGGAGGGCAGGACUCUCAAGGAGAUAGAGGAUCACUAUGCUGGUGUACAAAGUUUAAAGCACAAACCAAAAAAGGAGUCUAUACCAAUUAAAGAAAAGUGGGCAGCGUCGAAUCCAGUUGUGAUUUGUGAUGACAAUGAGAGUAAACUGUGAACUGAAGAAAACUAGGUUAGAGACUGUGUUAGGAUUGUUGGCUCAGUCAAUGGCCUUGAAUGACUAUAAAGACAGAAUGUAACUGUAAUUAUCUGACUUGACGUUCCUUGAUUUCAUUUCAGAAGAUUGUUAAGUUUAAAAAUAUUUUUAUAGGAACAUCUGAUGUAAAAUUCUCUUACAAGUAACUUAAGUGAAGCUGCACAAAGGAAGAAAUAGAUACAAAUAAUAGCUACGUUACAAAUAGAAAAUACCAGAAAGUAUUUUUUAUACCGCAAAUAGACAUUUUUCAUAAGAUUCUCAGUCGUUACCUUUGUAAAAUAAAGUGUAAUAUAUAUACAAGAAAAAGUACGAUUUUAAUAGUGGUAGAUAGAAACAAAUGGUAAUGAGGGAAGUUGAAGAUUAUUUUCUUUAACAGGUAAUUACAUUUAUUUGUACAUUUACAAAUUUGUUCGUGACAAAUUACAAUUUAGGAGGUUUUAAAUUCUCUUGCGGAGCUGACGCUUUUUUCGUGAGAAGCUUUUAAUCGCGUUUGACUUCUUCCCUUGUGACUUCUUUCGCAAUUGAUUGUUCACGCCGGGCUUGAAGUAUUGAUCGACCACUUUCAGGAAGUUUUCGUGCUGUAGUAUGUCCACAAGGUUGACAAUGUUCUCCGGCACUUGUGGUAACUUUAGGCUUCGCCUCUUGAUCCUGUUAACUCUUCUUCUUCUCCUUUUUUUCGCUGGCCCGUCUACGCUUCGACAUUUCCUCAAGCUGGAAGAAAUGUUACACAAAUUAACGAAAAUAUGAAAACAGAAAAGUGGACUCGAAAUUUAAUAUUUGACAAAAUUUAUUGAAAACUUAAAUCCACAAGAUUGUUGUACAGAUUUUAAUUAACACUAACUUGAGAUUUACUCUCUUGAUUCUACACCCAGAUUGCGAUCGCUUCGCAGGAUGGUCCUCACAAGUAGCCUCCGGUUCUAACACUUGCUUCUCUUUAAUGUAGCUGUUUAUUCCUAUACGAAGAUUAUUGUAUGACAUAGUUAAAAGACUAAUUUUGCAUCCACGCUAAUCAUAACAUCAACGAUAAUAUCCCGGGAAUUUAACACGCGACCAAGAACCCACCAAACAAACAGAAACGAAACGAAAUGAGUUUCAAACGCGGAUAAUUUCAAAUCCUUAGUAACAUGUGCUGUUUAACCCCUUGCCAUAUAAAAUCGAGUC
Messenger RNA from Nomia melanderi (Alkali bee), 4687 nucleotides. NCBI's taxonomy places the organism in Eukaryota, Metazoa, Arthropoda, Insecta, Hymenoptera, Halictidae. The record is from RefSeq and is a predicted model, not a curated record.